CAACACCACCUCCUCCGCCUUCACCUCCGCCAUUAGCUUAUGUCACUCCCCAUGACCAAGCACCUCGCCGGCUUUCGCUGCGCUUCUUCCUCCCUUCCCAUCACCGCCGCGAACCCGCUUCCGUUACCUCCCCCUUUUCUUCUCCUUCUUUCUUUUCUUCCUUUGAUGCCUUUCCUUUCCAAUUUCUUCUCACUCACUCUUCAUUUUCCGCCUCUUUUUUCACUGCGUCUGCCCGCAUUCUUUCUCCCCUGCAACUGGUAGCGAGCUCAAGUGCGCAACCGGAAGAUAGAGGCUUUUGCUUACUGCUUUUGGAGGAACACAGCAGCGGAGGAGGACGUCCUCGCCGAAGAGUACAGUGAGAUUUCGUAGAAUGGCUACUACCAUUCCGGCGGUCUCCGCCCUCGACGCCGCACGGAAUGUAAGCGCAUCCCGCGUUCGACCGCAGAAAAAGGUCCAGAACCCUUCGCCUUCCCCUCGCCGCCGAGAUCCUUCAGUCUCUUCCCGAGCGCCGCUGUCUUCCUGCGAGAAGGACAAUGCUGCCGCCCCCAAGCCUCCCCGCGGCAAGGAGAUCAACUCCCGCUACCUGGCAACCUCCUUUCCGUCCUCUUUCUCCGCUCUCGCUUCUAAAGGUGGUUCCCUGUCGUCCGCUCCCACGCGUUCCUCCUCGAAAGGUACCUCUUUUACUUCUUCCUCUUGUUCCACGUCGAUCGCUUCUUCUUCGUCGUCUUCUUCUUCUACCGCUACUUCUUCUCACCGGCGCUUCCGUUCGCCUAUCCCUGCUUCCCGACCCUCGUCACCAAUGGCAUUGCCCCCUACUUCCUUGCCUACCCGAUCCAAAUCCGUGGACCGGACUCGACCCAUUGAGACCUCUGCGCGGCGUCCCGCUCGAGAAUCCACUGAGCUUUCCUCCGCCGCGGCGAAAGCCCUCCGUACUACCACUCGGAGUCUAUCUGUUUCCUUCCAAGGCGAGUCUUUCUCCUACCAGACCAGCAUGGCCAGACCGGCAUCCCCUUGUCCCAUCAGAAAGCCCACUCCAGAACGGCGGACGUCUAUCGUUCCCUCUUCGACUCCGACGAGGAACAGUUCUAAAUCAGAAAGCUACAGAGCCUUAGAGAACCACCACCGCUGGCCCGCUGCAAGGACACAACAAUCCAUUUCGUUGACAAGGAGCUUGGAUUGCUCUGCCCCCGAGAAUGUCUCAGUCUUGGCAGCUAUGAGAUCAUUGAGACAAUCCACGGUGCUCCACGAGGGUGCAAGGAGGGCCUCCUUCGACGGCGGUGAAUUUUCUCUGUCAUUUGACACCGAUAGCUUGUCUUCUGGUGGCAAUCCCGAGCUGCUCGAGUUCAAUACUCUACCACCAAGAGGGCCAGUGACACCGCGUGGGAGAGAUGUGCCUGCAAGGUUUUUACUAGAGAGAGGCAAACCGAAGCCAUCACCUGGAGGGAAGUGCACAGCCUCUUCGAAGCCUGUUCCAGCAAAGAAGUCCUUCAUCAAUGGCUUGCUAUCAUCUCCUUUGAUAUCUUCUUCUCCUCGACAUUGCCCUUCUAGGCCUUCUUCUCCUGGUAAGCUGGCAAUUAUAUCACCAAGAGGCUCACCUGGUGUUCAACGAGUUCCUAUUAGCCCAAUAACAAGCUCCUCCGACACUGUUCCAUUGUCUUCCAAUGGGUCAUCAAUGCUUGGCAUGGUUGCUGAUAUCAAGAGGGGGAAAUAUGGGGAAAGGCAGUUGGAGGAUGCACAUCGGUUGAGGUUACUUAAUAACAGACAAUUGCAGUGGCGGUGGGUUAAUGCACAACUGAAGGACACCUUUCUUGUGCAAAAAUUAACUGCUGAGAAACACCUAUAUGGCACAUGGAUAACUACCUCCGAAGUGCACAAGUCUUUAGCUGUUAAUAAACUACAGCUACAGACUAAGAAACAAUAUCUGAAGCUCAAUUCCAUUCUCAAGGGACAAAUAAUCUAUCUAGAAGAAUGGUCUCUUGUAGAUAAAGAACAUACAAGUGCUUUAUCUGGUGCUAUUGAAGCACUAAAAGCCAGUACUAUCCGCCUUCCAGUUGUUAAUGGAGCAAAGGCAGAUUUUCAAGAAGUGAGAAAUGCUGUUGGUUCAGCAGUUGAUGUGAUGCAAGCAAUGGGAACUUCAAUCUGUGCUAUAUUGUCUAAGGUACUAGGAAGAAGUUCCAUGGUCUCUGAACUAGCUGAACUCGCUGUCAAAGAACAAGCCAUGAUGGAUCAAUGCAGAGAUCUUUUAUCUGCAGUUGCAGUAAUGCACGUGAAACAAUGUAGCUUGUUAGGUCAUAUAGCACAGUUAAGAAGACCAAGCCUGAUUCAACCAUAGAGAGAAAUUGCAACUAACUACUAACAGAAGAACUCUGCAGAGGCUGACAGAUCAGGAAGUUUGGUGAGACUGCCAAUUGCUCUACCUACCAUGAAUUUGUUUUGUUCAACAUUAGAUUAGUUUGUUUGUAUUUUGUUCUCCACUGCCUCUAUGAUCUUUCUCCCUCUGUUUAAGCUAAUGUAUAUAUGUAAGAACUUGCUAAGUUUCCUGUAACUGUGGUUUCUUGAUAUGCAGUAAAAAAUUGG
Molecule: messenger RNA, 2577 nt
Organism: Zingiber officinale
Lineage: Eukaryota; Viridiplantae; Streptophyta; Magnoliopsida; Zingiberales; Zingiberaceae
Product: QWRF motif-containing protein 2-like
Exons: 6
Coding region: 371-2332 (653 amino acids)
Biological process (GO): spindle assembly; centrosome cycle
Cellular component (GO): nuclear microtubule; centrosome; cytoplasm
Molecular function (GO): microtubule binding
Source: RefSeq, a predicted model, not a curated record